AUGAGGUUUGACAGUAAAGCAGCUUGUCACAAACAACAGGAAUACGUCAACUACGGCAUGUUCCAUUUCGACUUCCAGUCCGGCGAUCAGUUUCCUGCGCUCUUGGAGUUGGCCUUGAGGCAGGGCGAGUUUGCGUUGACAGAGCAAAACUGCAACUUGUGGGCGCGCACAACGUCCUGGGAACGCCUGGAACGCUUAGAUCUCCCCAACGGCACGUCGCCUCAAUUCAUCGCCUCCCUCACCAACCGCGCCAUCAAUAUCAAAUACCUCAGAUUUCACAUUAGUACGACGAACUUCAUGAUCAGGAGACAAUAUCGCCCAUACAGGGGUGGAGACUGGCUCAACGCCGGCGUUGACACUAUGUCUAUCAUAACAAGGUUUCUAGCUUCGAUCAAAUCUCUCCACACCCUUGACUUCGCGUACGAAGACAACGAGACCCUAACGAGAUAUCUACGCUUCAUGUUGCAGAGUCUUCAUGGAAGUUUGAGGAGCUUGACCAUAUCUGACAUGGGUGGUUACGAUUACUUUCCCAUGGACCCCUUACCAUCCGGAAAGCCGUAUUGGGAUCCGGGGCAAUACCGAGAGGUGCUUGAGCUGGCACCCGGCUUGGAGCAUUUUGAUGCGUGCAUUGGUACGAGAGACAGUGUUGUGGGGGAUUGGGAAGGCAAGGAUCGCUAUGCAGAUGUAGAGAAGAAGUGGAGGACCGCGAAAAAGACCAUCACCGCUCCACCAAGGGGGAAAAUACAGCGGGCCAAGAGAGCGCUAAAGUUGAUUGUGUAG
Alternaria arbusti is the source of this 780-nucleotide messenger RNA. RefSeq lists its product as uncharacterized. Lineage: Eukaryota; Fungi; Ascomycota; Dothideomycetes; Pleosporales; Pleosporaceae. The coding region runs from base 1 to 780 and encodes 259 amino acids. The transcript has a single exon. The record is from RefSeq and is a predicted model, not a curated record.